Molecule: messenger RNA, 1762 nt
Organism: Diospyros lotus (date-plum)
Lineage: Eukaryota; Viridiplantae; Streptophyta; Magnoliopsida; Ericales; Ebenaceae
Product: metal transporter Nramp1-like
Exons: 12
Coding region: 110-1630 (506 amino acids)
Biological process (GO): metal ion transport
Cellular component (GO): membrane
Molecular function (GO): manganese ion transmembrane transporter activity; cadmium ion transmembrane transporter activity
Source: RefSeq, a predicted model, not a curated record
UGGCGCUCCUGCAGCCUGGAUUGCAGCUGACUGGCCUAUAUAUAUGUAUGUAUAUAUGAAGUAAAGAGAGUAGAGGAAGCCAAGGGGCCGGUGGGAGGUUGAAGGAGACAUGGCUGCUCUGGUACAGAUACAGGAGAACCCUCAAUGGAAGAAGCUCUUGAGCUUCGUGGGUCCUGGCUUUCUCGUCUCUGUUGCCUAUCUCGACCCUGGAAACUUGGGAACAGAUUUGCAAGCUGGAGCUGACCACAAAUAUGAGUUGCUGUGGAUCGUGGUUGUGGGGCUGACCUUCGCUCUUAUCAUGCAGUCUCGCUCCGCAAAUCUAGGAGUCGCUACCGGGAAGCAUUUGGCUGAGCACUGCAAGAUUGAGUACCCCAAGCCAGUGAACUACUGCCUCUGGAUGCUUGCUGAGGUUGCUGUCAUAGCUGCUGACAUCCCGGAAGUGAUAGGUACAGCUUUUGCGCUAAACAUUCUGCUCAAGGUACCCAUUUGGGGUGGGGUUCUGCUGGCUGGAUUGAACACUCUUCUCCUCCUUGGGUUGCAGAGAUAUGGUAUAAGGAAGCUGGAGCUGGCAAUAGCGGUGCUAGUGUUGGUGGUUGGUGGGUGCUUCUUCAGUGUGAUGGUGCAAGCCAAGCCCAGUGCUAAAGAUAUUCUCACCGGAAUGUUUGCCCCUAGAUUGGGCGGCCGGUGGGCCACAAGAGAUGCCAUUGCCCUUCUUGGGGCUCUCAUCAUGCCGCACAAUCUCUUUCUUCACUCAGCUUUGGUCACCUCAAGGAAAAUCCCACAUUCCUUUGAUGGCAUUAGGACUGCAACCAACUACUUUCUAAUAGAAAGCGGGAUGGCAUUGUUCUUCGCCUUGCUCAUCAAUGUCACGGUCAUAUCUGUCACUGGCAGCGUCUGUUGGCACCGCGAUCUCUCCCUAGAAAGCAGGGUCCUUUGCAAGGACAUAACUCUUGAUUCGGCUGCUGUCUUGCUCAAGAAUGCUCUGGGAGAGUGGAGUUCAAAACUUUAUGCAAUAUCCUUGCUUGCAUCUGGACAGAGUGCUACAGUUACAGGAACCUAUGCUGGUCAAUAUAUCAUGCAGCAGGGCUUUCUGGAUUUAAAAAUGAAGCUCUGGAUGAGGAACCUGGUGACCAGGUGCAUUGCCAUUGCUCCUAGCAUAUUAGCUUGCAUUGUUGGUGGUCCUUCGGGAGCUGCAAAGCUGAUCAUCGUUGCAUCAAUGAUCUUGUCAUUUGAAUUGCCAUUUGCAUUGGUUCCUCUCCUUAGGUUCACCAGCAGUGAAGCCAAGAUGGGCCGCCACAAAAACUCCAUACCGGUGAUUCUAAUCUCCUGGUUGUCGGGGUUCUGUUCAAUCACCAUCAAUCUUUACUUCUUGAGCAUCACUUUCAUGGGAUGGAUGGCAAGUAACCAGAUACCCAAGGCUGCAUCAGUCCUUGUGGGAGUUCUCCUCUGCCCGAUCAUGCUGCUCUAUGUUGCACUGUUGACCUACUUGACGGUGAAGAAACAGACUCCAGUCUCGAGCUCUGAUUUGGCAAUGAACUCUGUUAGGACGUCUGAAUCUAGCUCGGAGAGGGGAUCAGAUGGCAUCCACAAAGCCCAGGAGACAGAGGUUGAUGACAUUGUUUGUGCAUGAAGACAGUUCGGCUCUUACACUCACUCCUAGCCCUUGAAGCUCUGCAAAAUUCUCUGUUGUCUGGCUGUUAAAAGGAAGUUGGAAGUACUGUCUUGCCAAAAUUGUGAAUUGAGUAAUUGAUUUUUUUUAUUU